Podarcis lilfordi (Lilford's wall lizard) is the source of this 13350-nucleotide messenger RNA. The record is from the annotation of a GenBank genome assembly. Lineage: Eukaryota; Metazoa; Chordata; Lepidosauria; Squamata; Lacertidae.
ACUCCGCCCACUCCUGUCUCUUGAAAAAUGCAGCCUCUGCUUAGCAUAACGUCGAUCCAUUUUUGCUGCUCGCCAGCCAAUCGGGGGCGAGUGCCUGCGUGCUGACCUCAGAGCCCAACCCGCAGAAAGACUUUGCACACGUUCAGGGCGGAAGGAGGGAAGCGUCAGAGCGCCAGGCGAGAGGAACUGCCAGCAGCCCGAAUCAUGGUGGGUGCUUUGUGGCAGAUUUGAGCGCGGCGGGAGGGGCGGGGGGGACCCAGGCUGUGCGGUUAGGAUCCAGCAAAAGCAAGGGAUCUGGAUCCGGGGACUGCUGUUUUUAUUCUGAGCCAAGGACCCGCGGGGGGUCACCUUGGGGGAUGGUCGGGCUCGGCGGGGAGCCGGCAGCAGCAGCAGCAAGUCCAAGUGCGCCCCAGAAGUUGCCAAGGGGGUCCUUGCGGGCAGAAAUGCGCUCUCUCGCGCCUCCUGAACUUCCUUGCUGCUGUUCUCUCUCCCCAACCCCCAAAUAGUAAUCGGAUUUUCUCUGAUUUCCUUCGCAGUGUGACUUCUCGGAAGACCAGACCGCCGGUAGGUGCCCGCAUCUCUUUCCGGGCGCUCCCACUUUGGGCACCACUUGGGAACCCCGAGGGCGGCGGCGGCGGGCCAGGGCUUCAUUUUUAAACGUCGAAAUCCUAAGGUUUAAACCGUGGGCGCCCUAGAUCUGCUUAGGAGCCUGGUUUGGGGCUUACGACUCUUUCCCCCACCCCUCUUUCUCCUUCUAGCUGCUCUCUGUCCCUCCUACCCACCUCUCCAUCACAACCCCGCAAUGGUGAGUUCGUGUGUGGACAAAAGCGAGCCCCGUGUUAACUAGCACGUUCCCGGCCUCCUUGCUAAUACGCCCUGCCGCGUCUCCCUCCUCGCGGGGAGUUGUGCAUUUGAGCUUUGUGAAGCUAGGCCUCUGUGUGUGUGUGUGUGUGUGUGUGUCUGAAGCCGGCUGCUCGAAUAGAGCCUUUCUCCAAAGUUGUGCCCCCCCCCCGGCCCAACCCUUUUGCAUGGGAAUUCAUUGGACUUCAGGUCGGCGCCGCCGCCCGCUUGAUGGCUCAUGCACGAUGCAUUUCCUGGUUCGGGAAAGGACCCACCCAGAUCCCCUCCCGGCCGCUGCGCGGGGCAAAUGCCAGCUCCGCUUUUGCGCGCCGGCGGGAUCUGGGAAUCGCCGGGGCGCGAGUUGACCCGGGCAGCCCGUUCCCGAAGCCGGAGGAGCCGGUCGCGGCUUCUCCGGUUGUGCAGCAGCAGCAGCAGGAUGCGCGAUUGGGCAAGGCGGGUGGAAAUGGCUGCUUGCUUUCCCUCCUCUUGCGCCGCGCGGUUGGUGCCCGGCAGGCGGCCAGACUUCAGCCGGGGCGGGAUCUUUCCCGCGGGCCGCGCAAGAGGAAGCCUCUGGCCCCCCCGGGUUGCAGGAGCGGACCAGCAAAAGAUGGGCGCCGGGAUUGUGUUCUCUUGGUUUCCUUAUAUGGGCAAGAAACUCAUUUCGGAGCAGCCCGGGCUGGGAGCUGCUGCUGCUGCUGCUGCACUGCUACAUUCCAGCCCGGAUCCCAGGCGCUCGGAGGCAAAGGAGGAGAGAUUCCUCUUGGCAAGGGAAUCUUGCAGCUCUAAAGGUCCGGGGGGGCGGCGGCGAGUAGCAGCUACACUGUGGCUGUAGCUUAGUUCACAUCCCCGUCGGAAGCAAGCGGGGAGGCUCCAUUAGUGUUAAUAUAGUUGUGCAUUUGGAGAGGAGCCCUAAAGCUUCCUUCCCGCAAGGGUUGCAGCUGAUGCUUGCAUGUUUUGUGUGUGCAUGAUUUGAGACUAAGGCCGGCAAGGGGUUCUGUGGUUUUCCUAAUUUUAGACUUUGAGAUUUGGUUAUAGUUUUCAGGGAGUUUAGUUGCAACUAAUGUUCCAGGUGCUUAGUGUUACAAAUUGAGCUUCCUUUUUUAUUUGUAGAAACCUUUUAUUUACUGCCUUGUGUUUCCCAAGGUGCUUUGCAACCAUGAAAUACUAUUUUGGUACAAUAAACUGAGAACACUAAAACUAAAACUCAAAACUAAUAACAUAACAGUUAAAAUAAUUUAAAAUCCAUAUCUUCUGUUAUUAUAGGCUGUGUCACCAUUUAUUAUUUCUAAGCAUUUAUAAUCUUCUUUCCUUGAACAUUUAAUUCCUUAAUAAAGAGGUAACCGUAUAAAAAAAUUACAGAAACCAUAAGACCAAGUCCAAUAAAAAACCCAAGUUAACAGCUCUACCAUAAAACAAAGCAAGCUAAGCUGCAGUGACAACAGCUCCUAUCCCAACAAUUAGAAAAUUGAAUUAAGUCACAAGUCAGUUCAGAUGGCUUGAUGUAAUAGGACUCAAAUUGCUUUUGCUUAGAAUCAUAGUCAUAGAAUUGUGGAGUUGGAAGGGACCUCAAGGGUCAUCUAGUCCAACCCCCUGCAAUUCGGGAAUCCUUUUGCCCAACAUGGGGUUCAAACCCACAACCCUGAGAUGAAGAAUCUCAUGCUCUAGUGACCGAGGGCUGGUUUGCAUUCUGGCUGCUGUAUUUUGCACUUAGUGCAGUUUCUGUACAGUCUUCAAGGGCAGCCUUAUGUGCUCCAUGUUGCAGGAGUCUCAUCUGGACAUGUGUAAUCUUGCGGCUUUUGAGGAAAUGUUCCGGAAUCGAGAGACGCUGUAGCCCAGUGUUUGCAAGUAAAAGGCCCUAAGAUCAAUCCUCGACAUCUCCAGUUAAUUGGAUGCAUGUGUAUCUUUCAUCACACCAUCUCUGCACAUAUUAGAAAAAAGGAGGGUGGGGAAGCAUAAAAUGGCACCCCCACAAAGAACAACAUUCGUGCCCUUUCCUCCUGGUUUAAAAGUGAACAAUCACUAAAUGGCUCCAGAAAAGGGAGUGAUAGAGGAAGCUCUAGGGAUAUAGGAAACUGCCUUACGCUGGGUGAGAAUGUUGGUCUUUCUAGCUCAGGAUUGCCUACACUGACUGGCAGUGACUCUACGGGGAUUCAGGAAGGGGACAGGGAGAUGCCCGGCUUCGAACUUGGGACUUUCUGUAGGCAGAAGCUGAUGCUCCAUCCCUGAGCUGCGGCUUUCCCCACCCCCUUCAUCCGGGCCGUGAUUAUCCUUUCUGGUACCUUCUGCCAAGCAGGACAAGGCUUGUGGUUCUCUCUGGGUCACACACUUCCCCUUUGCUAAUCCUUGUCUGGUACAAAUGAGAUCCUGCUGCUAGCCUAGGUGGCAUUGCCACAGUUGUCCUGGGCUGAGUCCUUUGCCAGCCUUCCAAAGGCGGGGGUGACCCUGGCGCUUCCUGCUGGGUGGGAGGCUUUGAGGUAAUAAACACGCAAGCAUCUUCAGCUGAAUGUCCAGAGCAAUUAGCUGCUUUGGAAUUUGUGGCUAGGCAAAAGCAUCAUUGGAAGCAGAUGGGGAUAAUCUCUCUAAAACAGGUCUUCAGUCUGGGUAGGGCAGACAAGGCACUGCAGUAUGCGAAAAUCUUGUCUCCUCCCCACCCCCUGAUUUGCUACCACUUAAGCCCCACUGGUGUACCCUUGCAUACAACUAUAUAUUAAGUGUGGACCCCACCCCCCAUUAAAAUCCUCUGCUGUUGGGGGUCUUGUGGGAACUCACAUAAGCAACUAUUUGAAUUCCAGAAGCUGUAUGCUCUGGGGGAACGGGGUGCAGUGGGGUGCUCAAGUGUUUGGGGAGAGUGGUUGCCCGCCCACAAUUGGCAGUGGACCCAAAAUUGACUCCUGCCCCACUCUUGAGAGCUGAGCUGGCCUGAGAGAAGCAGCAGCAGCAGCAGCAGCAGCUAUAUGGUGGUCUGCAGUCUGAACCAACAAGUCAGUGGAGAUUGGUGUAAUAUGAGUCAAAUAGUUUUGGUUUGUUUGCAUUCUGGCGGCUGCAUUUUUGCACCUGUUGUAGUUUCUGUAGUCUUCAAGGACUGCCUCAUUUUGUAACGCUGCAGUAGUCUAAUUUGGAAUUAUUUCAAGGUAGGUUUAAGCUUGCAGCUUUUGAAAAAGCAUUCCACAAUUAGGAGAGGCCAUAGCUGAGUGCUGAAAGGCCAUGAAACCAGUCCUUGACAUCUCCAGUUUAUUGGAUGCAUGUGUAUCACACUCUCCCUCCCAUGUCAUCCCCUCAGCUUAAAAGUGAAACAUCAUUCAGGUGGUUCCAUGAGCUGUCCAUAUGACAACUAGACUUCAUACAGCCCCAGAAAUGUUCUCAAACUUACCCAGCUUUCUCUGCACAUGGAAUAAUUAAUAUUCUGUAUGAGAUCUUGAUAUCAGAAGCUGCUAAUGGGCACAAAUGUAAUGAAAUAGGAAUACAAACAAAUUAAUGCUUGAGUGCUGUUAACCUUCCUGGCCAUUGCAUUGGUGACAUCAGCUUGGCUGUCCAAGCUGGGCAGGGCAAGAUCUGAUAAAGGUGGACUCAACAGGGGCUACAGAUUCCAUUUUCUUCUAAAACUCUGCUACUUGUACAAUGGCACAGUCUUUUCAGCAUCUGACCCAAGUGUACUGUAGGCUAUGGAAGCUAAUUUUCUUAGAGCCGAAUAAAAUUAGGCCGGAUCCAACUAAACAGGAGCCAGCGCAUGGACUCCUGCUAGCGCGAUGGUGCUUUCUACCUUCCCUCAUGAACCCCAGUUGACUUGGGGGGACGGGACCCUCAGAAUAGCAUGUGGAGGGAGAAGAGGGGAAAUUGUUUUGCCAGGCAGUUGCACCCCUUGUCGCUGCCAAGACUGUCUCUCCCCCCCCCUUCAAAUAUCCAUCCAUCUGUCUUUCUGGGGUAUAUAGCCACAUUCUCUGAUCAUUCCUGUCUGUCCUAGUCUUUCUAUACAGAUCUUGUUACUUUUUAAGGCUCCAGUUUCUUUGUGCCUGAAGAAACUAGAUCCUGCUUGGUGAAGAACCACCUGUGCCUUAAAUGGAAGAUUAUCUAGCUGCCUGGUUAAUAGGAAGGUUGAAUUCUAGGCUUCUGGAAGCAGUGGUGUAGGGAGGGGUGUGUGGUCCGCCCCGGGUCUCAUCCUGAGGGGGAGUGACAUUUGGCGCGUGUGCCGUGGCCCCCGCUCCCAGCCGGAGGAGGCAGGCAGGCAGGGGAGAGUCCCGCUGUGUCCGGUGGCAUUCAUGCCUAGGGAAGGGGCAUCUUAUUGUAGCCUGAAAAUAUGUGGGUUAAUUGUGUGGGUGCAAGUAGGCUGUCUUUAAAAAAAGGAGACACAAGAUAUGGCCUCUGCUUUAGGAAAUACACAUCUUAAGGUUUGUUUUGAGCUUUAUGCUGGGGGUGUGUGGAGGAUGUGAAAGGAAUAUGUGGUUUGGUGGCUUGUCCACUCCCUCCCCACAAUUGUUUUGCGUCUUACCUCUUCACCUUCUGUGACUCCCUGCAGAGUUCAAGGAGGCUUUCCAGCUCUUUGACAGAACUGGAGAUGGGAAGAUCCUGUACAGCCAGUGUGGCGAUGUCAUGAGAGCCCUGGGCCAGAAUCCUACCAAUGCUGAAGUCAUGAAAGUUCUGGGGAACCCCAAGAGCGAUGGUGAGUGGGCCCUUUUACGGGAGCAGUUUUGGGGGGCAAAGGGUCUCUGUUCUGUCCGGAGUGAAAGGUCCCUGAUCAGUGUGUGGUUUAAACGGAGACCACUUGGCUUUUAUAGUAGAACCUGCAAACCUGGCUGCUAGUUUUUAAAAAAGAGUUUUCCUAUGCAUUAGUCUAGCACUUGUGUGGACAAAAACCUGCCUGGUCAUUUGCCCGCAACUCAGACAGCUGAGCAAGAAUCCCAGUGCAAGAGUGUGGGCCGUUGGUGCCCCAGCUCUUUGUUUACUUUUGCCAACAAAAUGAGCAAAUUUUGUGAACUUACACAGCUCACAAAAUGCAGCUAUUCUUUAUCACAGUUUCUGCACCUGGAUGAAGUAAGAAUAUAAGAAGAAUCCUGUGGGAUUAGGCCAGUCGCCCAUCUAUUUCAGCAUCCAGUACUCCCAGGGGACCCAAGCAGGCCCUGACCGCAACGGCGCUGUUCCCACUUGUGGCUUCCAGCAAGUGGAAUACAGAAGCAAAGUGCACCCCACAGGGGAGACCCAGGGGCAUUGGGGGGCUAGGAGCCCUUGACAGCCUUAUCCUCCAUGAAUUUGUCUAAUCCCCUGUUCAAGCCAUCCAAGUUGGUGGCUGUCACUGCGAACUUGUGGGAACCAGUUUUAGUUUAAUGAUGUGCUGGGAUGGUUCUCAACCUGUGGGUCCCCAGAUGUUGUUGGGCUACAACUCCCAUCGUCCCUGAGCUCUGGCCUUGCUAGCUAGGGGUGAUGGGAGUUGUAGUUCAACAACGUUUGGGGACCCACAGGUUGAGAAAGGCUGUGCUGGGUGAAUCAGUGCUUCAUUUUGGCUGCCCUGAAUCUUCCGGAAUUCAGCUUCAUUCGGAUGGCCCUGAGUUCUAGUAUCAUCAGAGAGGGAGGGGAAAUGUCCACCUCCCCAUCUGCUUUCUCUCACGCCAUGCAUUCGUAAUCUUAGUGCACCUAAGUUCUGAAGGCCAGAGGCCAGCCUAGAAAAGGAGCAAGCGAGAGAGGGAAAUGUCUAGACUCCCCACCCAAUCCUCUGGGGCCACAAUCCGUCUAUGAUGCCUUGUCUCCCCACCCGCUUUGUGCUCUUUUCACAGAAAUGAAUGCAAAGACACUGAGCUUUGAGCAGUUCCUGCCCAUGAUGCAGACCAUUGCCAAGAACAAGGAUCAAGGCUGCUUUGAGGAUUAUGUGGAGGGGCUGAGGGUCUUCGACAAGGAGGGCAACGGGACGGUCAUGGGAGCAGAGAUACGCCAUGUGCUUGUCACCCUAGGUAUGGCUGGAGAAGACUUGCUCACGUUCGGGGGCUGCCUGGCUGUUUCUAAGCUUGGCAGCUGAGAGAAUUCAUUCCUGACUUGCUUGGUUCUCCAGACGCUUUUCAAAAGUGUACUGUGGUCCCAAAUUGGGUACAGUGCUGAAAGAACCUGAAAAAACACCUGCCUCUCUAAUUUAUAGACGUCGAUCUUGCAGAAUAAAGUAGCCGGAAUUCUUAUACUGCAGUCCUAUGCAUAACUGCUUGGAACUCGAAUUGUGUCUCUGGAUUGCAGCCGUCUCUCCUACUGUGUGUGUGUGUGUGUGUGUGUGUGUGUGUGUGUGUGUGUACACAUGCGCAGUGUGGAAGAAUUCACUGCUACAGAAUUCCCGCAGCAAAGUGUCUAUGGCCUUGGCCAAACCCAUGGAUGGGAGACUGCAGCGAUCCUCACGUGUGAUCAGGAUACAAGAUACUGGUUUUUCAAACUAGUGUUCCCUUUUAAUCGCUUGCCUCAUUUGUUUCAGAAUGGAAGCUCUUGGGUCAUUAGCAGCAGAUUGCUAUUAACACAGUCUCCCCCCUUUGUGUGCUGUCUGGGCAUUGGGGUGCACCAAUCCUUGAGUAUUUUUGCUGGGCCCAUGCAUGCCCUGUUAGAGGAGAGAGAAGCCCUGAUCAAAAGUGAGCUUGUCCCUUGACUCCUUUAGUGGGAUGAGUGCAGAAAGAGGGCUGCCUCUCCCAUAGAAUAGUUUUCUCCUUCCACCUCAGAGGUGUCUUUCCCCCAGGAACUCUUAUGCAUCUACGCUGCUGCUUGAAGAUUCCCCAUUAAUUGCAAUACAGUAUUAGAAGACGGCUGUGCAUGUUCCAGUGAACAUUUACUUGACUUCCCAAACUUGCAUUCCAUUCAUAGCCUGUACAAAAGUUCUGCUGGUCACGCCAGCCAGUAAUUCAUCCCCACCCCCACUCACUUGCCCAGAUUUCCUUUUUGUGACUCUUUAAACCAGGGUGUGUUCUGCUUGUUGCUUGUGAUCCAUUUUGGUAAGGGUGUUGCUGCGUCUUCCCUGGGUUUGCAACCUAGCCAAACCUCCUCAGCUCAACCUACUUUUCCUGCAGGGGAGAAGAUGACCGAGGAAGAAGUAGAGAUGCUUGUGGCCGGCCAUGAAGACAGCAAUGGCUGCAUUAACUAUGAAGGUGAGGGACAGAGAUGGUGGUGACUUCUCGGUUGCUGUGCGCUGGUCUUGCGAGGAGGGGGCCCUGCCAUCUUCCUCCGUGCUAGAUAGAUGAGGAAGAGCUUAGCGUUGGCGUAACUGUAUGGCGCCUGGUCUGGCGCUUCUUUCGGUUAGACAUUUUCUCAUGUCUAAAUGAAGAGAACAUCACCUACAGAGCUCUGGUCUAAUCUAACACUAUGCAGGUAUUCAGUUGGGGAGACUUGGGUGUGUGUGACAUCUGUGCAGGCACUCCUGUCCUUUGGUUCGUCUAGUGAGCCAUCCUUGUUCCUCAUUUCUGUAUAUGUGUGCACACCUAGCCACCCACACCUGCGAUGCAGUUCAGGAGGGUUGAUGUCUGCCAUGCUUGCAUUCCAUUGCUUUGUGUCGUCAUGGGGAGUCUGCAGGUAACCUGUUCAGUCGGAAAGAGUGAUGUGUGCCAUUUAGCUUUUUGGGGUGAUUGGGGGGCGGGGGUGGGUUUCCUUGUCUGCGACGGAGUCUUUUGCAGCAAAGGCUCUCUUGACUGCAUGUACACUUCAGGCAGGUUGUGCAGAUAGCAACUCACAAAGACCGCAGGAUCUCCUAACGUGGUACUGUGUAUGUGCGCCUCGAAUGGGCUGGGGUGUGUCUUUUAUGUCCAUGUGUCCAGUUUUGUUUGUUCAUUUGUUUGAUCAAUUUUGAUGUUUCUUCCUUUCUACAGCAUUUGUGAGACACAUCUUAUCAGGGUGAAUUCGAACGGGGUACGCCUCCUCCAAACCUACCUUAUUAUAUACCUUAUAUAUUUUUAACAGCCUCCUUUUUUUUGUUGACCUAAAAAAAAGGAAAAAUUUUGUUGGCGCUCUUUAUUGUUACUUUCCCCAUCCUUCUUGUUCAGCAUCUUCCUCCGUUUCUCCCCAUCUUCCAGCAUGUCUCUGCAUGUAGCUGACUCUCUGUAAUCUAAGCAAGGGUGUCUGGGGAAAUGAGGCAGCUCUGGUUGGCUAAAGCAAGACUGUGCCUGUGUAACCUCACAGUUGUGGGGUAGGGAUGCCGGUGGCAGCAGGAGGAGCAGCUUAAUUGUCGCAGUGAUGAGAGUCACAAACUUGGAUCUGUGUGUCCCGUCCCCCCCGCCCCCCAGUUGUUGAGUACUAGGGCGAGUGUUAGAAACUCAGUUAUAUAAGCUAAUAGCCAAAAGGCACCUUAAACCUAGGUUUCGGUUGCCACAGUGGAAUGUCUAGGCACCAUUUUUUUGCAGUUAAGAUUUAUUAUUAAUAAUAUAUUAUUUACAUUGCUAUAAUGCUUUAUUUCUUAAAGGAAAAAGCAGUUUACAUUAAAACAUCAAGCAGUGCAGAAUAAAAUUCAAGCUUCAAGGAAAAUAUUUCGGGUCCUUCUCUGAUAUUUUGUUUUUCCAAUAUUUGUUUACCUGCUUAAUUUAUAUAGCUGCCCCACAGAGAAGUACUCUAGGAAGCUAGUGUGGUGUAGUGGUUAGUGUCGGACUAGGACCUUGGGAGAUCAGGGUUCAAAUCCCUCCUCUGUCAUGAAGCUCACGGGGUGACCUUGCUCAACCUCUUGACCUGCCUCACAGGGUCUUUGUAGGGAUUAACUGAGGUGGGGGGCGAACCAUGUACUCCUUGGAGGAAAAAGGUGGGAUAGAAAUGCAAUAAAUAAGCUCUUCUGCUUAAGAAAGUGGAGGGGCCAGCCAGAGGGGGAUGUCCGUUGCCAACCUGGCACCCAGAGAUCUCCCCAUGGUCUAAAUUGGACUGACGCCAGUCACAACAUGCCUGGCGCCUGGGGAAUUUUGAACACUGACUGGGGCAUGCCUUUCUGUUUGGUGUGGAGAUCCGGAUCUGGUUGGUUGGCCAGAUUUUUCCCUUCCCUGUUUGCUGUGGGCCCUCCCACCUGUCAGUUUGCCUGAUACUAUAUUUAUUAUUUGUUAAAUUUGUAUACUGCUCUUCAUCCCUAGGGUGGUUCACAAGUGAUACCACAGUGAGGGGAAGGGACGCGGGUGGCGCUGUGGUCUAAACCACUGAGCCUCUUGGGCUUGCCGAUCAGAAGGUCGGCGGUUUGAAUCCCCAUGACGGGGUGAGCUCCCCUUGCUCUCUCCUAGCUCCUGCCAAUGUAGCAGUCCAAAAGCAUGCCGGUACAAGUAGAUAAAUAGGUACUGCUGUGGCGGGAAGGUAAACAGCAUUUCUGUGCGCUCUGGCUUCUGUCAUAGUGUUCUGUUAUGCCAGAAGCAGUUUAGUCCUGCUGGCUACAUGACCCGGAAAGCUGUCUGGACUAAUGCCGGCUCCCUCGGCCUGAAGGACCGCCUUUGACUGGACUUAACUGUCCAGGGGUCAUUUACCUUUUACCUUCCCUGCCACAGAGCAGGUGUCCUGUUUUGGUCCACAGGCUUUGAAUUCAUCUGCGCAGUCAAAGGCGCCACGCUUUGCAGGCGCUGACAAUUGGCUAAUUGUCAGUGUUCGCAAAGGGCUUUGCACAGGUGCCCAACCUCCUUUUGGCCCAGCUGCAUCUGUACCUGCCCAUAGGUAGGGCUUGUGGACUGAACACGUAGAUGCUGCUUCACAUACUGUUGUAGAUGAGACUGGGGACAUUUUCAGUCUGUGUUUCUGCUUAAAAAGUGAAGCUGGACGGAGGCUUUGGAGACCAGGUUCUGGUCCAGGUGUGGGAAACCUGUUGGCCCACCAGUUGCUGAAUUUGGCCAUGCUGGCUGAGGCUGAUGAGAGUUGCAGUUCAGCAACAUGCAGAAGGCCAGAGGUUCCCUGGUCCGGUCUGUUUCCCUGCUUGACACAGAGUUAGCACUUCCCCAAGAGAUGUCUAUUCAGCCUUUGCAUGAAUACCUCCAGCAAGCGGCGGGGGGUGGUGGUGGUGUCCCAGCCACUCUACCCCUCCCUUUGCCCCUUUUUGUGACAGCUCUUUGGGGUUCCCUUGCACUUGUGCACUCCCGCUUGUUUUCUCUUCAGUAGACACCCCAAAUUCCACCAGACUUCCCUGCCCAUUUACCUGUCUUCCUCUUUGGACCCUGGCUCCCAUCCCAGGAUGAGGCUAGCAAGCAGCCCAAUUAUGGGGAUGCUCUUUUUCCUCGCUCCAGGUCUGGUUGCUUAGGCUCCUUUCUCUCCCUCUCAUGGGGAGAGAACAUGCGCAAGUGGCAACAGCAGACGUCGCAAAUGACGUGGCCCAGGGAUGCUGUCAACUUUUGGUGGGUGGGGCAUGGUGGGCUGUUUUUGGGAGCUUUUGUACUGAAGCAGAGUAGAAUGUGAGCCUGCCUAGAAGCCUUCUAGUCAAACUUGUCUUGGUUUGCUGGUAGUUGGGUCUGGAAUGGUGCUUUGGCUGCGGCCCCAAUGUGGGCACCUGCCUGUAGCCUCAGCCUGAGAAGAGUCUUGUGGUUUCCAGGCUAGAGCUGAUUGUCUUCACAGUACUGCUACAAACCUUUCCCUCCCUCACAUGGUGUUGGUUUUUAUAAUAGAAGGUGGUAUUUUGAGUCACUCUUCUGAGAUAGCAGAGCUAUAUAAUUCUCUGAAUGAAGCCUUAUGUCUAAACCUAUAGACCCCAUUGUCCUCAAGGGCACACAGCAUGAAAAAAAACAAACCAAGAUCAUGAUGAUAAAACUAUAAAUCCUUAUAUUUCAAGUCAUCGGGGGGCAAGUAUGUUUGUCUGAUAUUGGUCUAGGGGUGCAGCUCUCCCUCAGUGCAUGCAUUUAAAGGAUUUGUCUUAAAUUCUGCAAGAAUUGAGGUUGCAGGGAGUGCAAAAAAAGAGACUGAAGCAGGGAGAUGUUGUACAGCUGAGCAACAGGGGAAGCCCAGUAAAAAAACAACAGUGUGCCACCUUCCCUCACCUUAUUGAACAGUGAAGUCUAGUCUUGCUUUAUUUUUAUUUUUUUAAGCACAAAUCGCAGUGGUUUUCCGAGUCUGUACAGAAUACAUGCAACCUUAAAUAGGAAAAAAUUCACCUUUCUUCAAUGUUAAAUGCAAAAGCAGUUUGGGUUCUGUGGCAUGCCACAGAAAGUUGCAGUAAAUUGUUUAUUGGGCGUGGGGAUCCAGUUCUUCAUUUUUGGGGGCAAAAUCUUCCACAUAGCUGCUCUCACUGGGUACAGGGUGCACGGCAACCCCUCCAGCUCUUCAGCCCCCAUCCUGCCCUCUUGGAAGUGUUUCCACUGGAACUGAAGGUUAAUUGGACAGUCUUUCUUUAAGGGCCUGUGCUGUGGCUGCCUGCCUGCCUGCCUGCCUGCCCCUCUUCUCUGCCUAGGUAGGCUCAGUCAGAAAGCUGAGUCCUUUCUCUGCUGUAGCUGAGUGUCUCUCCAACUUUUUCCACUCUGCAGAAAGCAGAGCAUCCUCAUAGGUUCAACUCCAGAAUUCUGAUGCCUGGCAACUAGUUUUAGAAAUGGCCGUACUUCCUUCUGCCCGUGUUGCCUUCUUGUUUCCUUGUCUCUAGUUGUUUUUCCUGAUUAAAUUAUUUGUUAGAAGUGUUCGUUAACAGAUGUGAGUGGGACUGGGGUGGGUCAUAGAUAGAGCCCCCAGGACAUUGGUGCCGGAGAGGGGGGUGGGACUUCUUGUGUGAUCCUGUACUGCCGGCAGGGACUGGCUUUAACCAAAACUCUGUUGGGAAGGGAGUAGAGAGGAAACUAGGCUGUUUGUCUGUUUGUUUCCUUCGCUAGCCUUUUUCAUUUUGUGACCAAAAGCCAUCUAUGCAUCCAAAGAAAAUGGACCAGUUUUAGCCUUUCUUGCAGCUGAUAUAAUUAGCUUUGUGCUAUUCCUCCGUAAUUCCAACGUACACUACGGCACGUAGCUCUACAGCAGCUGUCACCAACCUGAUGCCUUCCAGAUGUUUUGGAGUACAACUCUGAUCAGCCUCAGUGUGAUCCUGGGGGCUGAUGGAAGUUGUAGUCCUAAAGCAGAAGGAGGACACCAAGUUGCCAAAGGCUGCUGUGUAGAGGAAAGACAGGAAAGCUCCUUAUCUAGUGGAAAGAUUGUUCAUUGUCAUUGCUAACCAUGGAUUCCCACGUUCUGGCAAGUCCCAUUUCCCACCAGUAGGUUUAGCCUGGUCCUACGUGUUCUGUUUGUGCCUUUCUGACAUCGGCUUUAUUUUCUCUUCCCAGAGUUGGUGCGGAUGGUUCUGAGUGGCUGAAGAUCACCUCUAGCUUCUCCCGAGAACCUCUUCCAGUUUAUCCUUAAAAUGUUUGUGCCUUUUUAUCUGUGUCUGAAACUACUUUUGGUUCCCUCUUUCUCCAACCUCUUGGUUUAGUCCUUGAGGCGAGGGCUAAGGAAAGGAAGAAAACAACAUUUGUCUGAAGGAACUUGUUCCUGAAGGGCAGGGAAGCAAACUGCUGGCUUGUCUUGCAUCACUUUAUUUCCAGAAGUGUUCAGCUUAUUUCCUCUUGGUUGCUUUAAUAAACUGUUCCCAAAAAUGUCUUACUAACA